Molecule: messenger RNA, 984 nt
Organism: Hemicordylus capensis (graceful crag lizard)
Lineage: Eukaryota; Metazoa; Chordata; Lepidosauria; Squamata; Cordylidae
Gene: RPS2
Product: ribosomal protein S2
Exons: 7
Coding region: 4-927 (307 amino acids)
Biological process (GO): translation
Cellular component (GO): ribosome; cytosolic small ribosomal subunit
Molecular function (GO): structural constituent of ribosome; RNA binding
Source: RefSeq, a predicted model, not a curated record
CAAAUGGCGGACGACGCCGGUGCUGCGGGAGGAGCAGGAGGAGGAGGAGGAGGCGGCGGUGGAGGAGCAGGAGGAGGAGCAGGUGCCGGCGGUGCAGGUGCUGCUGCCAGAGGGGGCUUCCGAGGCGGCUUUGGCAGCGGUGGCCGAGGCCGCGGACGGGGCCGUGGCAGGGGCCGUGGGCGAGGACGCGGGGCCCGAGGCAAAGCCGAAGACAAAGAAUGGAUUCCAGUCACCAAGCUUGGUCGUCUGGUGAAGGACAUGAAGAUCAAGUCUCUGGAAGAGAUCUACCUCUUCUCGCUUCCAAUCAAGGAGUCCGAAAUCAUUGACUUCUUCCUGGGCUCCUCCCUGAAGGAUGAGGUUUUGAAGAUCAUGCCUGUUCAGAAACAGACCCGUGCCGGUCAGCGCACCAGGUUCAAGGCCUUUGUGGCCAUUGGUGACUACAAUGGUCAUGUUGGACUAGGGGUCAAAUGCUCCAAAGAAGUUGCCACUGCGAUUCGGGGGGCCAUCAUCCUAGCGAAGCUCUCCAUCGUGCCAGUGAGGCGAGGCUACUGGGGCAACAAGAUUGGCAAGCCCCAUACCGUGCCCUGCAAGGUAACAGGCCGCUGUGGCUCUGUCCUGGUGCGGCUUAUCCCUGCGCCCCGAGGCACUGGCAUUGUGUCUGCCCCAGUCCCCAAGAAGCUGUUGAUGAUGGCUGGGAUUGACGACUGCUACACCUCGGCGAGGGGCUGCACGGCCACCCUGGGCAACUUCGCUAAGGCCACCUUUGACGCCAUCUCCAAGACCUACAGUUACCUGACCCCUGAUCUUUGGAAAGAGACGGUGUUCACCAAGUCUCCUUAUCAGGAGUUCACUGAUCAUCUGGCAAAGACGCACGCCGCCAGAGUGGCUGUGCAGAGGACCCAGGCAGCGGCUGUGGCAACUACCUAAAAGAUGCUGUACCUGAAAUAAAGUGACCAAGUGUGAUUUCUAAACCAGUCUGGGAAA